CACAUAUCUUGUCUUUUUUUCCUUUGUUUUGUUCUUUAUGCUCAAGGUCAUUUUAUAUUUUGCCUUUUCUACUUUGAUAGCCUUCUCCAGUGCUUUCGAUAAUCAAUGCAAUGACAAUUUAGUAGAUUAUUGGGGUCAGAACUCUUACGGAGCUGCUAAUGGAAAUGACCCCUCCGGGUGGCAACAACCUCUUCGGUUUUAUUGUGAAGAUGAUGCUGUUGAUGUGCUUCCUAUUGCUUUUUUGACAACUUUUUUCGGUGUGGGUGGUGAACCACAAAUUAACCUUGCCAAUUACUGUAAUAGCGCUGAUAAUGCUACAUUCCCUGGUUCUAACCUGGCCAAUUGUCAAAACAUUUCUCCUGAUAUCAAAUACUGUCAAAGCAAAGGCAAACUGAUCACUUUAUCCCUGGGUGGUGCUACAGGUGGUGUUGGAUUUCAAUCCGAUGCUCAAGCUUCUGCAUUUGCAGAUACAUUAUGGAAUCUCUUUUUUGGUGGUAAUUCUAAUACUCGUCCUUUUGGUGAUGCUGUUUUAGACGGGGUUGAUCUUGAUAUUGAAGGAGGCGGGCCUAAUCACUAUGUCACUUUUCUCAAGAAACUCGAUUCCUAUUUCAGUGCUUCUGAUAAGAAAUACUAUGUUACUGCUGCUCCUCAAUGUGUAUAUCCUGAUGCUAAUCUGCAACUCACAUUAAACAAUUAUCCCUUUGAUGCUGUCUAUGUUCAAUUCUACAAUAAUCCUUGUGGUCUUCAAAAUUUCAAUUCACCUAACCAAUGGAAUUUUGGUAUUUGGGAUAUUUGGGCCCGUACCAUCUCCCCUAACCCGAAUGUUAAGGUCCUGAUCGGUGCGCCUGCAAGUACAUCAGCUGCCGGUGGAGGUUAUGUACCUGCAGAUACAUUGAUUGAUAUUGCAAGAAAAACUCGAGAUCGAUUUCCUAGCUUUGGCGGUGUGAUGUUGUGGGAUGCUUCUCAAGCGUACAAAAAUGGACGUAUCGAUGCUGCUGUGAAGAAUGCACUUCAGUCUGGUAAACGAUGCGAUGGUGGCUUUGACUAUCCAUUAUGUACUGCUCCUGCUUGGGCUUCUGGUAAAGGUUAUAGUGCAGGCGAUACAGUUUCAUACAAUGGAUAUAUGUGGACUGCUAAAUGGUAUGCUUCAAACGCUCCUUCUGCUGAUGUUAACAGUGAUUGGUCUCCAGUAAGUAGUUGUAAAGGAGGCGCAGGAGAUACAGGCAAUACUCCUCCAUCUUCUACUCGCACUGUUACAAUCAGUGCUUCCUCAACAACUAGUUCUAUAUCCUCUUCUUCUCAAACUAGUACAACAACAACUUCUUCUUCCAAGACUAGUACAACAACAAGUUCUUCCUCUUCCAAGACUAGCUCAGGAACAAUAACUGCUACCCUUACUACCAAGACAACACUGACUUCUACUGUUACCAAAACAAGUAUAACAACUAUCACAGGCAAUACCAGCACAAAUGCAGCUACCACUAUACCUACAGAUAGUUGUUCCGGUGUACCUGCUUGGUCAUCUAGCACUAGUUAUGUGUCAGCAAGUAAAGUAACCUAUCAAGGUAAUAUCUGGCAGGCUCAAUGGUGGUCAUACAAUGAUGUUCCAGGUGGUACUUCAGGUGUCUGGACCAAAUUAGGUAGUUGCUUAACGAAACGAUUAAGAAAAAGACGACGAAUCUCUGUAUAAUAAACAUAUUUAUAUAUAUAUAUAUCAUUUGCACUCUAAGGUUUAAUCUAUUAUUAUUCCGAAAAUAGCAUGUUAUAAAGUACUGUGGUUGACUAAUUGACCAAUGAUGUUCACAAUAUCUUCACUCUGUUCUACACUGUAUUUUGCUAAUGUUGUCUUUGAAAGAGGACCCACAGACACACAAAACGCUGUUUUUUCAUCUUGAAGAACAUUAAACAUGUCUUC
Gilbertella persicaria is the source of this 1915-nucleotide messenger RNA. Its product is annotated as glycoside hydrolase family 18 protein. Bases 38 to 1690 code for a protein of 550 amino acids. Gene Ontology annotation, cellular component: extracellular region. The record is from RefSeq and is a predicted model, not a curated record. The transcript is spliced from 12 exons. Gene Ontology annotation, biological process: carbohydrate metabolic process. Lineage: Eukaryota; Fungi; Mucoromycota; Mucoromycetes; Mucorales; Choanephoraceae. Gene Ontology annotation, molecular function: chitinase activity; carbohydrate binding.